Dicrocoelium dendriticum is the source of this 4881-nucleotide messenger RNA. NCBI's taxonomy places the organism in Eukaryota, Metazoa, Platyhelminthes, Trematoda, Plagiorchiida, Dicrocoeliidae. The record is from the annotation of a GenBank genome assembly.
ACGCUUUGGCGCCUUAUUCAAGAUGGAUGCUUUGGCGAGUUCUUGUUCGGAACCGCAUCUACUUACAGCAUGUCUAAAAGACUGGGAUAAAUUUGGAAAGAAAAAUUUUUUGCUCAAAUGCAAGGAAAGCGGAUUACGCCAUGCUCUGAGAUUACUGCUAGAUCUGUUUGUAAAACUUGUUUGCGGCGAAGGCAAAGUUGAUAUAGUGAGCAAGUUACUACCGGACUUGAUGAAGCACUUUAAUGAUAAUCACUCUUUCGAAUCGAACCUUCUGGACAUAUUUUGGUUCCUCGACACAGGCGUUUGUGAUACUCAAUCAGAAGCAGUCAAGGAUCGAUACUUUCGCCUGCUCCAUUUGUGCAAGUCCCACAUCAAUUCCGCGUUGUUAAUGGAAAGGCUGUCUGAAGAUACUCUGGAAAACCUUUCUAUGAUUCAGUCCAAACAGCAAUUUCAGACAAGAUAUGUCCGAACAAAAACACGUUUAUUCUUCAAGCAGCAAAAGUUUAACCUUAUGAGGGAGGAGAACGAAGGAUACGCAAAACUGAUAACAGAGUUAUCUCAGACAACUGGACCCAUAGAGGCGUUAAUGACUCAAGUCAGAUCUCUAAUAGGCUAUUUCGAUCUGGAUCCAAAUCGAGUACUUGAUUUGAUCCUGGAUGUUUGCGAAUUUCGUGUAUCCAUGAAUCUGGAUUUCAUCAAACUCAUCCGCCUGUAUAACCCCGAUAAACUCGAUCUGACGCAUAUACUCGGACAUAAAUUUCACUUCACUCAGCUACAUCCUACCGAUGCGGAGAUACAAGGAGCACGGGCCCGGAUGUUAUCAGCAGCGAAGAACUAUCGUCCAUUGGCGCCUUCUUCUUUAGCAUUUGCCAGCUCCGCUACCGUCAAUUCUUCUUUGAGUCACUCGUAUCCAAAUGAAGGACCUCGUAUUGAACCGAUCAAUGGUGGACCUCCUCAGAACCCUCCGUUCUCCACAGGUUUGGCCACCACUCCUGGCAUUCAUGGAACGCCUCUCAGUGGCUGGUUAUCAGGUGGCCCCACACCGACUGUGGAUGAUUCCAUUGUGCCUGAUUCUACUCCCAGUGUAAAUGCGGUGGACACGUCCUCAUUCGAGAUAACUGAUGAUAAAGAUCUGGACGACAUCACGGAUUCUUUGUAUGAAAACAAUCAGAAGUUGGAUCUUUGUUCCGCCCUUAUUCGAUGUGGGGAUUGGACCAAUGCGCAGACUAUACUCGAUCACUUUCCGGGAUACUGGGCCACUGGCCAUGGUCCUUUAUGCAAGUCGAUUUGCGACUUGCUUCACUAUUUGAUCGAGCCACUGUACUCCAGGGUCUGUCCCCUACCAUCCUGUCUGCAACACGGUCGUUCGCACCCGUCAAUGAAGUUACUCAGUGGGAUCCAUGCGAAUGAAUCGGACCCUUCUGGCUGCUUAACCCCGGUUACCGAUUUCAAUCAAUUGUGCAAGACAGUUUUCCCGUUGGCAAUGUAUCUGGGGCCCAAUAUGUCCACGGACGUGAUUCUACUGGUAAAAUUCUGCCGAUUGGGUUACAGUUUUCUAUCCGCUCAUAACACACGCUCUGGAUCCAUUGACCUGGUUUACCAGGGUUUUUUCAACCUACUGGACGAAGUACUACUCCCAUCUCUUAGCAUGGUAGACGCAAACUGUUGCCUUGCCGAGGAAGUGUGGCAACUGUUGCGAUUUAUGCCGUAUGAUCACAGGUAUCGGCUAUAUGGACAAUGGAAGCACACGAGUUGUCAAAAUGAGCCGAAAAUUAUCCGAAAGAAAGCCCAAGUAGUAGUGAAUGCAAAGUCUAUACUAAAGCGCUUGAGUAAGGAAAAUAUCAAACCAAUGGGACGUCAGUUGGGGAAGCUUUCUCACGGAACACCAGGCAUUCUCUUUGAUCAGGUUUUAAACACCAUUCAAUUGUUCACAAACCUCGUUGGCCUCGUGGUGGAAGCCCUGAAAUAUGUGAGCAGCUUGGGCUACGACGUCCUGGCUUUUUCCAUCAUCGAAGCCCUGACUGCUGAUGAAACCAAAUUGGAGGAUUUACAACUGAGCCAAAGCCUACAAGCUCUAUCCACCUUCACUGGGCUGUUGUGCAAAAAAUACCAAUUCGAUCUCUCAGGUUUGCUGCAAUAUGUCUUGAAUCAGCUAAAGGUGGGCAAAAGCUAUGACUUGCAAGUUUUGCGCGAAAUAUUACUCCGAAUGUCAGGCAUAGAUAUAUCUGAAGACAUGACGGAUGAACAAUUGGAAUCUAUGUCUGGAGGCGAGCUUCUCCUUCAAGAAGGCGGGUAUUAUGCUCAAAUUCGCAAUAUACGCAAGAACGCAACACGCCUCAAGGAUGCCUUGAUCGAGCACGAUAUGAUUAUGCCAUUCAUUUUCUUGAUGGCCCAGCAACGGGACGCUGUCUUAUUCUUGGAUGAUCCCGAUCGUCACGUCAAAUUAGUUGGCCGGCUUUAUGAUCAGUGCCAGGGAACUUUAGUGCAGUUUAUCACUUUUCUGAGCUUACAAUUGACACGGGAGGAAAUGCAAACUCAAUGCAUACCCAUUGAACGCAUGAUGGGAGAGUUUCACGUGCCGGCGGAUACCGCGUUUUGUUUGCAUCGCAGCCUUUUCGAGCAGAGAGUAGCACGGUUAAUGGAAACGAAAGAGCGUUCCGAAUCCUCAAAAAAUGGCGACCAUUCUAAAUCAUCACCAAAGGCUCUUUUCGCGACCAUCUCUCAACAGCUGUGUAAUGAAAUUGGUUCGGCCAUUCGACCGCUGUAUCCAUCGCGUGUUUGGGAUGAAUUGGGGACCAACUUUUUUGUCACAUUCUGGAGUCUGCAAUCUAGCGAUCUUGUGGUCCCGGAAGCUGCUUAUCAGCGCCAAGUCCAUCAGUUACGUGAACAAAUUCAGCAAAUCGAAUCAGCUCCUACCGGUUGGACAUCAGCACGAAAAAAACGCGAGCUUGAUCGUUUACAGGGCCUGAUCGAAAAAUUAAUGACCGAGCAGAGUGAUCGCCAUGAGCACGUUGCACGCGUUCGUGCGUGGCUGCUAGCGGAACGUGAUAGCUGGUUCCAAACUCGAUCGGUGACCAAGACGGACACAAUCACGCAGUUCUUGCAGUUGUGCAUCUAUCCACGUGUGUGCUUCACUGCUGCGGAUGCAAUCUAUGCUGCGCAGUUUAUGCAUGUUCUACACCAACUCAAAACCUCACAGUUUUCUACUCUGAUUUGCCUGGAUCGUAUUUUCAACGAUAUUACUCUCCCUACCAGCAUGUGUACAGAAGACGAAGCCCAUCGAUAUGGACGUUUCCUAUGUGCCGUUUUGGAAUUGGUAAUGCGUUGGCAUUCCAGCGAGGAGAUUUUUAAUCAAGAAUGUGGCCAAUAUCCCGGAUUUGUAACUGUUUUCCGCAAGGGUUUCGAUGCAAACACCAAGGCUGAUCAGCUGCAGUACGAAAACUACCGACAUGUUGUGCACAAAUGGCACUAUCGAAUCACCAAAUCCACCGUGGCUUGUCUGGAAUCUGGCAGCUAUUCGCAAAUCCGGAACGCAUUGAUUGUUCUCACUCGUAUUCUUCCCCAGUACCCACGUAUUUUGCAAUUUGGAAGCGCUGUCGAGCGUCGGGUUCAUAAAUUAAGGGAGGAGGAGAAGGAUAAACGACCAGAUCUCAAAGCUUUGGCUUUCAGCUAUGCAGGUCUUUUGCGUACUCGUAAGGACAAAUGGGUCAAUGAGGACGAAUUUCACUUGAUUGAAAACAAGCCAAUACGAUCCGAUCGUGCUCCUCCAUCAGCCAAUCUUGGUGUCCACGGCGGCUCAAACCCAUCGAGGGGAUCCGCUACGGCAGGAGGUUUUCCAGAUCACACGCACACAUCCGGCUUAGGCAGUGAAAAUCACGUUGGCGGAAAUUCCGACAUUUCACAAGGCGGCUCGAAUGUUCGUCGUGGAAUCGGGGCGCCUGUGUCCAUCACUCCUAAGAAUAUGCCCGAAGCGAACGAUCCUCGGAAUAGACAACACGUUUCCUCAGGACAAUCUCUCACUCCUGUUUCAACCGGGGAAACUAGUUUUCGCUCUCACACGGCGAGUUCGGUGGCGUCUACAGCUAUCAAUGGGCCAUCCAUCACACAUUCGCUUGCAAGCAAACAGCGGGCCAGUCAGCGGUACGACGGGAAUAUUGCCACAUACUCUGACGUGGCUACCACACUUGUGGAUGAUGGCCAAGGUUCAAAACGGCGAAGGAUGGAUAUCACGAAUUCGACAUCAAGCUCUGCUGUGACUACAUCUUCACGACCUUUGACUUCACAAAAGAGCGCCGAAUUUCAUGGUUCUCCGGAUGACUCGCGUGACACGAGGAAACUGACGCGAAAACGUUCCACUCCUUCAGCUGUAGCCGAUACCGCUUGUUCCGAAUAUCCUACACGCUCGUCCAGUCUCGGCCGUGCUGCAAACCUCGAUCACAGCGAUAGUGCUCAUUCCGAUCAACAUUCUUCAUUUGGUCCCGCGCCAUCCCGACAUCAACUCCCACGCCGACCACAACCGCGAGCAUCCUCGAGCAAUUCGGCUGACAGCAAAGAUGAUGAUGAGAGGUCACUUUCCGCCUGUAGCAGGAAGCAAAAGCGAAGCCAUCACCAUCAUCGACACGCGACCAAUUCCGCUGGAACUUCACCACAUUCUUCUCUAUCCAGUGACGUCACUGGGGCACCCUCCGGCUCUUCAAGGCAUAGUCGGAAAUGAUUGUUAAAUCAGAUGCUACUUUUCAUCUCUGUACAUAUUGUUGUCAAUGUGUCCACUACUCUUGACAUCUUAAUGUUCCUUCUUCUCAAUCUGUGCCCCCUGCAUCGAGUACCAGUUGGUUAUGUAUUCAAAACGACCAUUCGAGACAAGAUAAUUUUCCUAGAUCA